Messenger RNA from Cheilinus undulatus (humphead wrasse), 5831 nucleotides. Its product is annotated as PH_BCR_vertebrate and RhoGAP_Bcr domain-containing protein. Gene Ontology annotation, cellular component: membrane. The coding region runs from base 627 to 4511 and encodes 1294 amino acids. The transcript has 24 exons. Gene Ontology annotation, biological process: intracellular signal transduction; positive regulation of GTPase activity; protein phosphorylation. NCBI's taxonomy places the organism in Eukaryota, Metazoa, Chordata, Actinopteri, Labriformes, Labridae. The record is from RefSeq and is a predicted model, not a curated record. Gene Ontology annotation, molecular function: protein serine/threonine kinase activity; guanyl-nucleotide exchange factor activity; GTPase activator activity.
UGUGCAGUGUUCCAUAAACAGUAGAAAGAGAGUAAUGCUGCUUCAGAAAGAGACAUGUCUAUGUUAGGGCUGUGGUUGGACAGGCGAGGCACUUUAAGCUGAUUGCCUGCUUUUAUGGAGUUUAUUUGCACCACUGAACAAAGAACAAGGGACAGUUGUUUCUCAACUCCGGACUUCCCAACUUAACACGGGAACGAAGGCUCAUAGACUCAGGACAACACCUUCCUGGACAAAAAUAUCAUGUUCGCCACACGGCUAAAUCACAUCCGUGUAGCUCCUCCUCUCUGCUGACACUGUAACGCUGACGGAGAGCCAUAACAGCACAGAGAGCUGAGAGUCAGUCUGACAGCACACAGAGGAAGAUAGAGGAUCUCCAGAGAACAGACGAGCACAACGAGGAUCAAGAAAUAGUAAGGAGAAACUCGUUUCUUGGGCUUAGACAGUUUUGGCCAGCUGUCUAACUCUGAACGAUUUUAGUCUUCGAUUUGUGAGUAAAAACUGUAAACCUAACAGGUUUCAUCCUCUGCUUCUGACAGCACUAUGGGAGCUUUGAGUCACAUACAGCUAAGUCUUUUAGAAAUUUAUGUUUGCGCAAGUUGACUUACUAGUUUCUCAGAGUGAUAAUAAUGGUUGAACCAGUGGGAUUUGUGGAGGCAUGGAGAGCCCAGUUUCCUGAGUCUGACCCCCCUUGCAUGGAGCUGAACUCUAUGGGGGACAUUGAACAGGAGCUGGACAAAUGCAAGACAUCUAUCAGGCACUUGGAGAAGGAAGUGAACAAGGAGCGCUUUCGGAUGAUCUACCUGCAGACUUUGCUUGCAAAAGAGAGGAAGUCUUACGAUGGGCAGCGUUGGGGAUUUAAAAGGACACCUAAGAUGAAUGAUGAAGACCUGUCCAGCAGCCAGGACAGCCAGAAGUCCCCCACAGAUGAGGUUCCAGUGGAGGAGCAGCUGCAGAGAAGGACUAGCAGGUUAGUGAGAUGUAAACCACAUCCAGAAGAUGUCAACAGUGCGCCCCCCGCAAUACAGAAAGGUGGGGUAUCGCCAGUCCGGCAGGAGUCAGAGAUUCCUGAUUUACCUGUGGGCACGGGCUCAGUAGCAGCCCUGAGAUCUAACUUUGAACGCAUCAGGAGAGCAAACACUCAGUCAGCUGCAGAUUGCAGAUCGUCCACAGUAGGCAGUCAGGAGAAACCUUUCUAUGUGAACAUGGAGUACCACCAUGAGCGUGGACUGGUGAAAGUCAAUAACAGGGACGUGUCAGACAAGAUCAGCACCCUGGGCUGUCAGGCUAUGCAGAUGGAGCGGAAGAGGUCUCCACACUCCCUUCCAGGGAACCUGUCAGCUGCCACAGGCAAUAUCAGCAAACCUGUUCAGAGGGGAAGAUCCAUUGAGGGGAACUGCAGCUAUAAUGGCUCAUGUGAUGACGCAGAGGCUAACCCAAACUUCCUGAAGGAUAAUGUUCUUCGUUCCGGUGUGGGAAAGUCUGAGAGGCAUGCUGCUGAGUGCCAGCCUUACACCAGUGUGUAUGUUGGUGGAAUGAUGGCUGAUGGGGACACUAGAGUCAUCCAUAUUAAGGACCACAGCAUAGAGGAGGAUGCUCACCUCACCUGGCCACGGCGCUCCUACUCCCCCGGCAGCUUUGACGAUGUGGGUGGAGGCUACACGCCAGACUGCAGCUCCAACGAAAACCUAACAUCCAGCGAGGAGGACUUCUCCUCGGGUCAGUCGAGCCAUGUGUCUCCCAGCCCCACCACCUAUCAGAUGUAUAGGAACAAAAGUAGCUCACCGUCCCAGCACUCCCAGCAGUCCUUCGACAGCAGCAGCCCGCCCACAUCUCUGUCUCAGAACCGCCUGAAGCAGCAGGUGAUGGUGUCUGAGGCUACUGUCAUUGGUGUUAGGAAAUCAGGCCAUAUCUGGCCCAGUGAUGGGGACUCCACCACUUCCAGCAGGACCUCUCAUGACAACAGUGUUCAAGGAGAUCUAGAGGCACCGUACAACGACGUCUCCUCUUCAUAUGGCUAUGAUCUGGAGCCCUCAGAGGAGCAGCAGCCUGGCCAUGACUCUCUGUCCCUCACAGGAUCUCCAUCCUCUUCCCCAAGGCUCCGCUCAAAGAGCCGAAGCAGCCGGGAUACCCAGUCCUCUGGCUCGCUGGAGUCCACACUCUCGGUGGAGUUGGAUCAGGAGAAAGGACUGGAGAUGAGAAAGUGGGUUCUAUCAGGAAUUCUGGCCAGUGAGGAGACUUAUCUCAGCCACUUGGAAGCUCUACUGAUACCUAUGAAGCCUCUGAGGGCCGCAGCCACAACUUCCCAACCAAUGCUGACGAUCCAACAGAUAGAAACCAUCUUCUUUAAAGUGCCAGAGCUGCAUGAGAUCCACAAAGACUUCUAUGACGCUCUGCUGCCCCGAGUCCAGAACUGGGGCCACCAGCAGUGUGUAGGCGACCUCUUCCAGAAACUGGCCAGCCAGCUCGGAGUGUACCGGGCAUUUGUGGAUAACUAUAAGGUUGCUGUGGAGACGGCAGACAAAUGCUGCCAGGCAAACGCUCAGUUUGCACAGAUAUCUGAGAAUCUCAAGGUCAAAAGCGCAAAGGACUGCAAAGACCAGUCAGCUAAAUAUUCACUGGAAACUCUUCUCUACAAACCUGUGGACAGAGUGACGCGCAGCACCCUAGUUCUACAUGACCUUCUGAAGCACACCCCUUCCACCCACCCAGACUACCCCCUGUUACAGGACGCCCUGCGCAUCUCCCAAAACUUCCUGUCGAGUGUGAAUGAAGAGAUUACUCCUCGUAGACAGUCCAUGACUGUUAAGAAAGGAGAGAACCGUCAGCUGCUGAGGGAUCGCUUCAUGGUGGAGUUAGUGGAAGGCUCCAGGAAACUCCGUCACGUCUUCCUCUUCACCGACCUGCUGCUCUGCACCAAGCUAAAGAAACAGGCUGCAGGAAAAGGGCAGCAGUAUGACUGCAAGUGGUACAUCCCACUGGCUGACCUAACGUUCCAGACUAUUGAGGACUGCGAGUCCACCUCCAUCCCCCUGGUACAGGACGAGGAGAUUGAUGCCAUGAAGAUCAAAAUCUCACAGAUCAAGAAUGAGAUCCAAAGAGAGAAGAGAACCACAAAAGGGGUGAAGGUGAUUGAGCGGUUGAAGAAGAAGUUAUCAGAACAAGAGUCUCUGUUGCUUCUCAUGUCCCCAAACAUGGCGUUCAGAGUGGCCAACAGGAAUGGAAAGGGUUUCACAUUUCUCAUCUCCUCUGACUAUGAACGUGCCGAGUGGAGGGAGAUCAUUCGUGAGCAGCAGAAGAAGUGUUAUAAAAGCUUCUCUCUGACCUCUCUGGAGCUGCAGAUGCUCACUAACUCAUGUGUCAAACUUCAGACUGUUCACACAAUCCCAAUGACCAUGAAUAAAGAAGAUGAUGAAUCCCCUGGUUUAUACGGCUUCCUAAAUGUCAUUGUGCACUCUGCGUCAGGGCUGAAAAAGAGCUUAAACCUGUACUGCUCCCUCGAGGUGGAUUCCUUUGGGUACUUCGUUAACAAAGCCAAAACACGAGUGUACAGAGACUCCACAGAACCCAACUGGAACGAGGAGUUUGAGAUUGAACUGGAGGGCUCUCAAACUGUGAGGCUGCUCUGCUAUGACAAGUGCUGCAACAAAACCAAGCAGAGCAAAGAGGACGGGGAGAUCACAGACAAGAUUAUGGCCAAAGGACAAAUAAAGCUGGAUCCUCAGGCGUUGCAGAAUAAAGACUGGCAGAGGACAGUCAUCGCGAUGAAUGGGAUUGAGGUGAAACUUUCAAUGAAGUUCACAAGCAGAGAGUUCAGUCUGAAGCGGAUGCCUUCACGGAAACAUUCAGGUGUCUUUGGAGUUAAGAUCAAUGUAGUAACAAAGCGAGAGCGCUCAAAGGUCCCCCUCAUCGUGAGACAAUGUGUGGAGGAGAUAGAGCGACGGGGGAUGGAGGAGGUGGGAAUCUACAGAGUGUCUGGUGUUGCAACUGACAUCCAAACACUGAAGGCAUCGUUUGAUUCAAACAACAAAGACGUGUCAGUAAUGAUGAGGGAGAUGGACGUAAACGCCAUUGCUGGAACAUUAAAGCUGUAUUUCCGUGAGCUGCCGGAGCCUCUGUUCACUGAUGAGCUCUACCCAAACUUUGCUGGAGGCAUUGCUCUCUCUGACAGUGUGGCCAAGGAGAGCUGCAUGCUCAACCUGCUGCUGUCUCUACCAGAGCCCAACCUGGUGACCUUCCUCUUCUUGCUUGACCAUCUUAAAAGAGUUGCUGAAAAUGAGUGUGUCAACAAAAUGUCUUUGCACAAUCUGGCCACAGUUUUUGGCCCUACGCUGCUCAGGCCCUCUGAAAAAGACAGCAAAAUCUCCAGCAGCUCCCAACCGAUCUCCAUGAAUGACAGCUGGUCUCUAGAAGUCAUGGCACAGGUGCAAGUCCUUCUCUACUUCCUUCAGCUUGAGAGCAUUCCAGCACCUGACAGCAAACGUCAAAGCCUUCUCUUCUCUACUGAAGUAUAGCACUUAGAUAUCCUUAAUGUUCUGUUCAGAGGUAGAAUGUCAGCUGCUUAAUGUUGGGGAUGCUGCUGAGCAGCCAUCACUAGCCGGUCUGUUCUGAAGAUAUUUAAUUUAGCCACAAGGGGGAGCCAUUACCCCACUGUGAUGUGGAAACAGCCCCUAUGACUAAAGCCAUUCCUGAUGAGAUCUGAUUAGCAUGUGUGAGCUGUUCACACCUAUGCUCACCUGAUCUCACAAUAAAGCACCAAACAAUUCUGUGUAUGGACAACUUGUUUCCUUCCCUUUUUAAAUUUGAUUUCAAUUCUAAGAAGCAUAAUUUAGUGUACCUUAUUAUUUUCCUCUCCCCCGCCCUGUCACUGUGCACAUUAGCUCCCUAUCACAGCGAGGGAAUUCUGCUGUAACUGGAUUUGAUUUUUGUAGAUGGAUGAAUGGAUAUAUUUUUGAAUGUCUGUAUUUUUCCCAGGAAUGUUUGACUUGGUUGAAAGCUUGUCUGUGCCAAUGUUUUCCUGCUGAUGACCAGUAGAGCAUUGCAGUUAUCCUAAUGUUUACACACUCUUAUUUUCUACAGAAUUGUAAAGUAAGAGACUGAAAACUGUAGUUAACACACAGCAACAUGCAGGCAUGUUGACCGAACCUUUGGAAGUGUUUUGCUAUCUGCUCUUUACUAUUUGUACAAUGACUUUUUAAGUACGCAGGUUUUUUGUGAUGGCGUUCGAGUCUGACUUUUAUGUAGAUAUGAGUGUUAUUUCUGGAGGAGGUACAGAGAGGUUAAAGACAAAUCAUUCCGGGAAAGGCAAGGCUCAAUAAUUCCAUGGAAUUUAUACUGUGCUGUGUAUAAUUGUAAUUUCACAGUUGUCUUUUGUCCAUAUCUCAUAUGUUUCCCACCCUUGUUGUUUUUAAGUUUCUGUUGGAUUUGAGUUAUUCAUCUGAGGUUAUGUACCAGUUAUGUGUCACUUUUUGCAUUCCUCUCUAGUCUACCUUCAUAGGACAGAAUUACACUGCUGUAGAAGUGAGAUUAUCUCUCAUACCACAACGUUUCCGAGUAAGACGCUCUAUGCUUAGUGAUUUACUCAUAUCUAAGUCUGCUGGUUUAGUCACAGGUCUGUCAUCCUGUGCCUAGUGUUAUUUUCAAAGCCAUGUGAGAAGACAAUGUGUGUUUGAACUCAUAUUGUUUCCCAAUCACAAGUACUCACACACUUUUAGCUCUAACUCUGGAGGCUUGUGAUUUAUAUAAAAUAAGCAAUAACUCUGUAAUUCUUAGGGAGAAAAUGACUAGUUGGUCUUAUAUGUAUAAUUAAUGUAAAUAAAAACUUGGUAAUUUUA